This is a messenger RNA of Lobosporangium transversale, 2720 nucleotides long. Its product is annotated as adaptin N terminal region-domain-containing protein. Bases 169 to 2718 code for a protein of 849 amino acids. Gene Ontology annotation, cellular component: membrane coat; AP-3 adaptor complex. The transcript is spliced from 9 exons. Lineage: Eukaryota; Fungi; Mortierellomycota; Mortierellomycetes; Mortierellales; Mortierellaceae. Gene Ontology annotation, biological process: vesicle-mediated transport; intracellular protein transport. The record is from RefSeq and is a predicted model, not a curated record.
UUGCAUCGCACAUUCCACAUUACACAUUACGUUAAUUGACCUUUAUUUUUAAACUUCUCCUUUCUUUUCUUGCUCUUGGAGGGUCAGUCUCUUCGUUCUCUACCCGUGUGGCAUACUCAUCCGUUUCUGUCAUCCUCCUAUCACGGAUACUUAGUGUUCCAACCAACCAUGUAUAACGUAGACGCGUACCUCAAGACCUUGACUUCCAACGCAGUCAAACUCUCUAAAAAAGUUCAGGAUGGCAUAGUGGAAAAUACUCGUGACUUUCGCUUCGAGAACCAAGCGCAUUUUCUCGACACAAACGAAGACAAAAUGAGAGAAAUCCGCAAGAACUUGGAUUCAAAAUAUGAGAAAGAAAAACUGGAUGGUUUGAAGCGGUUGAUCGCUAUGAUCUCCAAGGGUAGAGAUGUGUCCGAGUUUUUCCCUGAUGUAGUCAAGAAUGUGGCAUCUACAAGUUUGGAAGUCCGCAAAUUGGUCUACAUUUACAUCUUACGUUAUGCAGAACAGGAACAGGAUCUCGCAUUGUUAUCCAUCAACACAUUUCAAAAGGAUUUGAGUGAUAAAAAUCAGCUUAUCCGAGCCAUGGCACUACGCGUCAUGUCUGGUAUCCGUGUCCCCGUCAUUAGCCCUAUUGUCAUGCUGGGUAUUAAAAAGUGUGUUACCGAUCUGUCGCCCUAUGUCCGCAAGAUAGCUGCUCAUGCAAUCCCAAAAUGUUAUCAAUUAGACCCAGCCCAAAAGGAAGCUUUGAUCGACAUUAUCAGUACAAUGCUUGGCGACAACUCGACGUUCACAAUUGGCAGUGUCAUCAUGGCGUUCAACCACGUCUGUCCUGAUAGAUUGGACCUCAUUCAUCCUCAGUAUAGGAAGCUCUGCAGGAUGCUAGUAGACAUGGAUGAGUGGGGUCAAAUUACAGCUAUAGACUUGUUACUGCGCUAUUCAAGGACACAAUUUCUUAAUCCCAUUGGAAAGACAUCCGCACCUACGAUCCGCGCCAAAAAGGAGAAAAGUGUUGUAAAAUCGUUUUAUUCGGACGAUGAUUCAGACAUAUCUCAUCACUCCUCCGACAGCAAUGAUUCAUCUGAUGACGAUAGCAACAAUACUAUAGACCCAGAUCUCGCUUUCUUAUUGAAAUGUGCAUUACCACUGUUACAGAGUCGGAACAGUCAAGUCGUCCUUUCAGUUGCUAAACUUUUUAUGCAUUUAGCACCGGCGGAAGAUUGUUAUAAAAUUGGACGCCCACUAAUUCGAUUGUUAAGGAGUCAUCGGGAAAUCCAAUAUGUAGUUCUCAACAACAUUGUUGCCAUAGCCAGUGAACGACCCUACAUUUUCGAUCAGUUUUACCAACACUUCUUUGUUCGUUCUACGGAUCCGAUUUUUAUCCGCAAUCUAAAAUUGGAUAUUCUGACAAUGAUUGCAACUGAAAGUAAUAUCACGUUUAUUUUGCGCGAGCUACAAGAAUAUGUCAAGAGUUCGAACAAGGAUUUUGUCACACAGGCGAUCGAGGCAAUUGGUCGAUGCGCAUCAAAUAUACCCGAGAUGGCACAUAGCUGCCUCGGUGGCCUUCUCAAGCUCUCAUAUAGCAAAUCAGAUUCUGUCGCUGCCGAGUCCGUUGUCGCUAUCCGUCGCCUUCUUCAACAGAGACCGGGCGAUAGCGUGGUCAUUAUUACGCAACUCGCAAGAGGUUUGGAUGAUAUCACUGAAUCAUUGGCUCGCGCAAACAUUUUUUGGCUCGUUGGACAGCAUUGCGAACAGCUACCCACCAUAGCUCCAGAUGUGCUUCGUAAAGCCGCCAAAUCGUUCUGCUCAGAGAAUGAAACUAGCAAGCUUCAAAUCCUAACACUUGGAGGAAAACUGGUAGCACAAGAAGGAACAUCAUCGAAAACUAUCAACUUGCUGUUUCAAUACGUUCUCAACAUGGCACGCUACGAUCUCGACUACAUUGUCCGUGAUAGGGCUCGAUUUCUCAGGGGACUCGUUUAUGGUGGCGCCCAAAAUAAUACUGCAGCUUUAGCUUCUACAGAUGUGGAUCUGGAGCCAGAACAACAUGAAAACGGUACAUCACAUGAUAUCAAUCAGGACGAUGGUGAUACAGGCGGUUUUGAAUAUAAUGAAAAGGCACUCAAUCUUUCCGACCAUGCUAAAGCUAUCUUGUUAAGUGAAAAGCCUGCACCAGAGCGCGAGAACCCUUCACAUGGUCGUGAGCAGUACAAGAUCGGAUCCAUGUCAUUGGUGCUGAACCGUGUCGUGGCUGGAUAUGAGCCUUUGCCGGACUGGCCCACAACUCAACCCGACCCAUCUGUGCGUAGGUUAGCUGCCACGAUGGAGGCGCCUGGAUAUAUGAAUGAUCGCACUGGGUUUGGUAGUGAUUCCUUUUAUCCUCAGAAUCGCCAACAUCAGAUGAGCAGCAGUGCUAGCCCCAGUAUGGGAUCACGGUAUGAUCGAGGUGCACAAUCGUUGGACAAAUUCUACGAAUCAUCAGAAGAGGAGACAAGCUCGGAAGAGGGGACGAGUUCGGAGAGUGAAAAGGAGACCGGCGAGGAAGGAACAAGUGAAGAAAGUGGCUCAAGUGAAAGUGAAUCGGAGGAUGGUGAGGAUGAUGAUGACGAUGAGGAAGAGGAGGAGGAAGAGGAAGAGGAAGAAGAUGAAGAAGAGGCGUCAUCGUCUGAAGAAGAAGCUAUCCUACCUCCAUCGAUGAAGCGAACAAACGGGCGGCGUUGAAG